CGUCUCUCUGUCUCACUCCGCUCUCUCAUUCUUUUGCUACUCGUAACUUUUGACUCUGCUUCCAGUCUGCGCAACCUUCUCAACAUCCAUCGCCAUCACCAGCGAGCGCGACUUGUUUUGCGGCAGCAGUCAACGGCCAUCUCAUUCUCAAACCCUCCACCGCUCCGCUCCCCCUAUCCGGCGGCACCCCCACUCCACCCGCCAAGCCACACUACCUCAUCGGCACGACACUCAUCCAUUUCUUCCUCCGGUCUUCCGUCGCCCAAGCACUUUCUCUUCAGUCACACUUCUCACGCUCUACGCAGCGUGACUUAAAGUCGAGAUGAAGUUUGGACGUCGUAUCAAGGACUCGCGUUACGCCGAGUGGGCGGACCAGUACAUCAACUACUCGGCGCUCAAGAAGCAGAUCAAGAACAGUCUGCCAUGGACAACCGAGGCUGAGGCCGAGUUUGUAGCUUCUCUCACGCGCGAGCUUGAGAAGUGUGAGAACUUCCAGCGCCAAAAGGCGCAGGAGAUUAAUCUUCGCAUCGAUAAGCUCGAGAAGGAGGUUCACGCCCUCGUCGCUAAGGCCAAUGCCGAUGACAGCAGCGACGACGUGUCGUCCAACGAGCAGCCAACAGAACGCGAGGUCGAGGCGCAGGUCGACAACUAUGCAGACGAGGACGGAGGCUCAGAUGAUGACGACGACGACCGUGGGGACGACGAUGACGACCAGCUCAGCCUCGAUGAGAUUGAGGAGCGCUUUAAGGAGCUCGAGGAGGAGGUCGCUGUACUUGUCGCCGAUGUGCAUGACCUUGCACUCUUUACGAAGCUCAACUUCACUGGUUUCGUCAAGAUUGUCAAGAAGCACGACAAGCUCACGGGCUUCCAGCUGAAGCCGUCGUUCAACAAGGAGGUCUUGGAGAAGCACCCCUUCUACAAGAUGAACUACGACGUUGUUAUCGUCAAGCUCUCCAAGCUGUUCGACCUCGUGCGCACCCGUGGCCACCCCGUCGAGGGCGACUCGUCGGCUGGUGGAAGCCAGAACGCAUUCGUGCGCAGCACUACCAAGUACUGGGUGCACGAGGAGAACAUUGUGCCGCUAAAACUCAACGUCCUCAAGCACCUCCCCGUUCUCGUCUUCGACCCGAACAAGGAGUUCAACGUCAAGGACUCGGCCAUCACAUCUAUCUACUACGACAACGAGGACCUUGAGCUGUACCUCGGCCGUCUCGAGAAGACCGAGGGCGCGGAAGCUAUCCGCAUGCGCUGGUACGGUGACGUGGAUGGCAAGGUCGUUUUCGUCGAGCGCAAGACGCACCGCGAAGAUUGGACCGGCGAGAAGUCUGUCAAGGAGCGCUUCACCAUCAAGGAGGACAAGCUCAACGACUUCUGCGCGGGUCGGUACACGAUGGACGAGGAGUUUGAUGCCCUUGUCGCCAAGGGCAAGAAGACGGAGAAGGAGGUUGAGAACAUGAAGCAGCUAGCCGACGAAAUCCAGUACGCUAUCGUCACGCGCAAGCUUCGGCCCGUCAUGCGCUCGUUCUACAACCGCACGGCGUUCCAGCUGCCCGGCAACGCGUCUGUGCGCAUCUCGCUGGACACGGAGCUCACGCUUGUGCGCGAGGACAACUUCGACGGCGUCGAUCGCACGAACGGCAACUGGCGCCGCACGGACAUGGGCAUCGACUUCCCGUUCCCCACCAUCAAGAAGGAGGACAAGGAAAUCUUCCCCUACGCCAUCCUCGAGGUCAAGCUGGCGACGCGUGUGGGCGAGGAACCGCCGCAGUGGAUCCGUGACCUCGUCAACUCGCACCUCGUCGAGGCCGUCCCCAAGUUCUCAAAGUUCAUCCACGGCUGCGCGACGCUGCUCCCCGAGCGUGUCGACCUCGUUCCCUUCUGGCUGCCGCAGAUGGACCAGGACAUCCGGAAGCAGCCGAGCGCGCGUUCGCGCGUGCUCAUCGAGCGCCCCGUGUCGCAGACGCACAGCGCUGAGAGCAGCUCGCAGCCGCACUCGCCGCACAUGGAUGGCUCAACCACGUACCAGGAGCCGGUAUCCGAGGGCGAAGACGACGAGUACCUCGUCGAGGCGUCGGCGAGCAACGAGGACGCACAUCUGCGCUUGCCAGCCGAGGCCGCCGAGGAGGCGCGUGCGGCGCGCGAGCACCGUGAGCGCAACCUGCGCUCUGGGCCCGACUCGAGCGGCUUCCAGCGCCCCGCGCCCAAGAAGUACCAGCGCGGGCUGGGCGUGGACCCGCUGCAGCCGUCGAACCGGUUCGACUCGAACGUAUCGGCGCUCGACGCCAAGCUGCAGGACGCGGCGAAGCGGGGGCGGCGCGCGUCCGAGGAGGAGGACGCGGACGCCGACGACGCUGACGAAGAGCGCGAGGAAGCGGACUCCGUCGUGUACACGACCGAGUUCCAGGCGCCGGCGGGCAAGCGCAUCGCCAUCCCCGUGCGUAUCGAGCCCAAGGUCAUCUUCGCGACCGAGCGCACGUUCCUCAAGUGGCUCCACUUUGCCGUCCUCCUCUCGGCCGUGUCUAUCGCCCUCAUCAACUUCGUGCCCGCGGACGACACGGUCGGCUUCGUCGCCGCCGCCUGCUUCACCUUCACCGCGCUGCUUGCCACCGCAUACUCGGGUGUCAUGUAUGCGUGGCGCGUCCUGCGCAUCCGAGCGCGCCGCGCCGUCGACUACCACGACAAGUACGGCCCCACCGCCCUCUGCGUCUCCCUCAUCGGCAGCGUGCUUGUUAACCUUAUUCUGCGCGUGCGCGAGCUGUAAUACAUUUUAGUGUCGUAAUGUGAUGUCUUGCACAGCUG
This is a messenger RNA of Cutaneotrichosporon oleaginosum, 2799 nucleotides long. RefSeq lists its product as uncharacterized. Gene Ontology annotation, cellular component: vacuolar transporter chaperone complex; fungal-type vacuole membrane. The record is from RefSeq and is a predicted model, not a curated record. NCBI's taxonomy places the organism in Eukaryota, Fungi, Basidiomycota, Tremellomycetes, Trichosporonales, Trichosporonaceae.